This is a messenger RNA of Vicugna pacos (alpaca), 2602 nucleotides long. RefSeq names its product syntaxin 1B (gene STX1B). Gene Ontology annotation, cellular component: SNARE complex; endomembrane system; plasma membrane. The record is from RefSeq and is a predicted model, not a curated record. Lineage: Eukaryota; Metazoa; Chordata; Mammalia; Artiodactyla; Camelidae. Gene Ontology annotation, molecular function: SNAP receptor activity; SNARE binding. Gene Ontology annotation, biological process: exocytic insertion of neurotransmitter receptor to postsynaptic membrane; synaptic vesicle fusion to presynaptic active zone membrane; intracellular protein transport.
GCGGAGUGCGAAAGACAGCGAUGAUGAGGAGGAGGUGGUCCAUGUGGAUCGGGACCACUUCAUGGAUGAGUUCUUUGAACAGGUGGAAGAGAUCCGGGGCUGCAUCGAGAAGCUGUCAGAGGAUGUGGAGCAAGUGAAAAAACAGCACAGUGCCAUCCUGGCUGCCCCCAACCCAGAUGAGAAGACCAAACAGGAGCUGGAGGACCUCACCGCAGACAUCAAGAAGACGGCCAACAAGGUUCGAUCCAAGUUGAAAGCGAUCGAGCAAAGCAUUGAACAGGAGGAGGGACUGAAUCGUUCCUCCGCAGACCUGCGCAUCCGCAAGACCCAGCACUCCACACUCUCCCGGAAGUUCGUGGAAGUAAUGACUGAAUAUAACGCGACCCAGUCCAAGUACCGGGACCGCUGCAAGGACCGGAUCCAGCGGCAGCUGGAGAUCACCGGAAGGACCACGACCAACGAAGAACUGGAAGACAUGCUGGAGAGUGGGAAGCUGGCCAUCUUCACGGAUGAUAUCAAAAUGGACUCACAGAUGACGAAGCAGGCGCUGAACGAGAUCGAGACGAGGCACAACGAGAUCAUCAAACUGGAAACCAGCAUCCGCGAGCUGCACGACAUGUUUGUGGACAUGGCCAUGCUCGUGGAGAGCCAGGGCGAAAUGAUCGACCGCAUUGAGUACAACGUGGAACACUCCGUGGACUACGUGGAGCGAGCCGUGUCCGACACCAAGAAAGCUGUGAAAUAUCAGAGCAAGGCCCGGAGGAAGAAAAUCAUGAUCAUCAUUUGCUGUGUGGUGCUGGGGGUGGUCUUGGCGUCAUCCAUUGGGGGGACGCUGGGCUUGUAGGCCCCCCACCCCUGUCCCUCCCAGACCCUUCCCCCACCACAUUGGGAGCAAUACCCCCCACCAUCCCUCCACUCCAUCCCCUGCUCCAGGCUCACCCUCAAGACAGACCCAGGCAGCCCCCCCUUCACCUCCCCCAUCAGACCCUGGAGUCCCUGGACCUCCCACGCCAUGGACCACCCUCGCCCCCGCACGUAGAUAGCAGCAGGCGUGAUCACACAUGCACACCAACAUGCAUGCCGCCGGCACAUGCUCGAGACGUGUGGACACCCCAGCGUGUGUGUGUGUGUGUGUGUGUGUGUGUAGAAGCACCAAAUCACCCUUCCUGCCCCACACCUCAAGUCUGUGUGUUGUCUGAGCUUUCCUCCUUCACCUGGGUUGUUGUGUAGACUGUGGCCAGGUGUAACACAGCAGCCCGCCAAGCCCCACUCUGUCUUCUGUGAAUAGUGGUGUGUGUGUGUGUGUAUACGUCUGUGUGUGGGUGUGGCCACAGAUCUGUGGACACAGUUUAUGUAGAUGGAAUUUUUGUGUUUGAGUGUUUAAAUCCACUGCAACAGCCCUUCCUCCCAUGACACCCACCCCCCUACCCCGUGUCUGCUGCCUAGUGGGGCAGGUUGUGAGUGUAUAGAUGCUCACACUCACUCUCCCAGAGGAUCCAGGUGGGCCCAAGUCCUCACAGGCCAUGGAGGACACCUUAGCGCAAUGUAGACCAAACCCUCCUGGCUUAGUCAUCCCUGCGGCCGGCGUGUGUCCUGGGGAGCGCGUGUGUGUGUGUGUGUGUGCGUGUGGAGUUCAGCCACAGUGAGUGGAAGCACACUUGUGUGAAUAACUGGCUUGGCCUGUAUGUCCAUGUGUAUUUCCCAGCAGGUGAUGUGAGAGGCAUGUGUAUGUGUGUGUCUCGAGGACGUGCCUGGCGUGUCAGUAAGCCUUCUCCUGAGUCAGCGCUCGUUGUGCACUGGACACCUGUCUGGGGUGGGCACAGAAAUGUAUGUUUCUGUGCUAUCUCGAGUAUACCUGCACAUAUCUGUGUGUGUGUAGGACUUGUACGUUGUGUGUUUCUGUCCCCUGUAUAGCAUAUGCACAUACUCAUUUACCUGUAAGGACGAGUACCCCAGCCAGGUUUGUUUCUCCAGAUUAUUUGUCCCCUCCGUCUCUCCCCAGAGCUGCUGACCGCUAUCCAGUGUGGCCACACACCGCUAUGUCAACAAUUGUGCCACGGAGCUUCCUGCCCUGUGUGGUCUGAGCCCCUGUGCACACAUGCCCAGAUGCUUAUUUUUCUCUGUCUCUGCCAGAGGGUAGGCCUGCCCCUGUGGAAGCUGGGACACCUUUGAGUGCUCCUACCUGCCACGGUGGCUGAGGCCACACCCAGGCACACACAUGAAGGGCGGAGCAAGGCACAUGCUCACCCCGCAGGUUGUGGGUACAGGCCUGCACAUGGAUGCCUCCUGGGAGGGCUCUUUGCGGGCAAGUUACUGAUAAGGGGAAAUGUCUAAGGCUGCCCCAGGCAGAUUGGAAAUGAGGGCAUUCUUGAGCAGUAACUUCAGAACUGGGAGAGGCCAGUGAUGGUCCCCACCACCCCGUCUGAUACUCUGGGCUUUGCCUCAGGGACCUUGGGUUUGGGGAACUGUUUAUUUCAGACGUGCUGAAGUGGGCUGAGUCCUAGGGCCCAGGCUCCUGCUGAAAUACUGGCAAUAGCUGUUCCCCAGCAGGGUGAGACUGAAGGUGGGACACAGGCCUGGGUUUCUGAUGGUGAGGAAGGGG